CCUUUCACUUUACCUUUCUUUAAUUUACAUCCUGUCGCCCGUUGAAAAAGUUGAAACAAAGUGACAAACAAUACUGACCGAAUUCCCUCAUUACAGAACCCCAUAAUCAAAACCUUUUAUCACCUUUCACACUAAAGAAACAAUCCCCAUCUCCACAUUCCACUCUCCCAAAAAAAACCUUUCUCCCCCCCAAAAAAAGAUGGCCUUAAGCAACAAUGUGAUCGGAGCCAUCAACUUCGUGGCCAUGCUGCUCUCGAUCCCGGUGAUCGGCGCCGGCAUAUGGCUGGCAACGGAGGCCGACAACUCCUGCGUCAAGAUCCUGCAGUGGCCCGUCAUCAUCCUCGGCGUCCUCAUCCUGCUGGUGGCGCUGGCCGGCUUCGUGGGCGGCUUCUGGAGGAUUCCGUGGCUGCUCAUAGCAUACCUUGUGCUCAUGCUUCUCCUCAUUGUGCUUCUCGCUUGCUUGGUUGUAUUCAUCUACAUGGUCACCAGCAGGGGCGGGGGCCACCCCGUGCCCAGCCGGGCUUACUUGGAGUACGAUCUCGACGGCUUCUCCGGCUGGCUGCGGCGGCGCGUGCGCAGCACCUACAAGUGGGAUAGGAUCAGGAGCUGCCUUAGCUCCACCAGUAUGUGCGCGGAGUUGAAUCAGAGCUAUCGCGCCGCGCAGGAUUUCUUCAAUGCUCCUAUCACUCCUUUGCAGUCGGGAUGCUGCAAGCCACCGACGGAAUGUGGGUACACGUUUGUGAACCCGACAUACUGGAUCAGUCCCAUAAACAACGCGGCCGACAUGGACUGCCUGCAGUGGAGCAACGACCAAACGCAGCUCUGCUAUUCCUGCGAUUCAUGCAAAGCCGGAUUGCUGGCAAAUCUCAAGAAAGAGUGGAUGAAAGCAGACGUCGUUUUGAUCAUUACUCUCGUCGCUUUGAUUGCGGUUUACAUAUUUGGAUGUUGCGCUUUUAGGAAUGCUAAAACUGAAGAGCUGUUUAAAAAGUACAAGCAAGGUAAUGCAUACACUUGAAGCAAGAACACUGAAGAGUGGUGUUUUAAUUUUCCCGAUUUGCAAGUUAAUUAAUUAAACUAAUGUAUAAGUUAGAGAUGAUGUGCUUUGAAUUAUUUUUUAUGAGGUGCAUGCUACUUUGAUUUGUUUGCGAGGGACAUUUUGAUUUAGCUAGUUUGUUAUUUAGUGGUCCUUGAUUACUUUUAUUAGAAGAAUGUUUAAUGUAUUAUGCAUUGUUAGAUAUUAAUUAGAGGCUAUUUUUGAGAUGGUGGUAAAA
Molecule: messenger RNA, 1271 nt
Organism: Salvia miltiorrhiza (redroot sage)
Lineage: Eukaryota; Viridiplantae; Streptophyta; Magnoliopsida; Lamiales; Lamiaceae
Product: protein TORNADO 2-like
Exons: 2
Coding region: 200-1015 (271 amino acids)
Biological process (GO): auxin-activated signaling pathway
Cellular component (GO): plasma membrane; plasmodesma
Source: RefSeq, a predicted model, not a curated record